AAAUAACAAAGUUGCAUUGGAGUCAGAGGAGUGCGAGCUCUCUGCUCUCUUGAUCAGUUGAUCUUCGUCCCCACGCGUACGCGGGUAACUACUGAAUCAGGAUUCCGGAAAGAUUUGAACAGUUAUCAGCUUUUAAAGUUUCUAGCAUCAAUCCGGAGAAAGAAAAAGGGGGGAAAUUCCAAAUUAAUGUAAGAGACUUAUUUCCAGUUACCAAAAAAAUCUUGUUCACAUUUCGUCGUCUCCGAGCAGCUCCGAUGGCGUCCGUCUCGGGCGUCUGUACUUCAUCUUCGUCGACAUUCAAACCCGAACGAAUCACCUCUAGAGCAACAAGAACAGCAACUACAGCAUCAGCUUCUCUUUCUCCAUCUCUACGAUUUCUUCGAAAUGAUUCUGCAUCAUGUCCGAACCGUUCCAAACUUGUCAGCCGGCCUUGCGAUCGGCUUCUUCAUCUCAGGCCGACUCAGUCCGUUGCUCGAGAAGCUCCAGCGAAUUUCUCGAGUUCGGAGGUUGUUCCUAAAGAGAGUAAGGGAUUGGAGAAGGACCCAAUCUCUCUGUGGCAUCGAUACGUUGAGUGGCUUUACCAGCACAAGGAACUAGGGUUGUAUCUUGAUGUGAGUCGGAUUGGAUUUACGGACGAGUUCUUCAAGGAGAUGGAGCCGAGGUUCCAAGCUUCUUUCAGGGCCAUGGAGGAGCUAGAGAGGGGAGCAAUUGCUAAUCCUGACGAGGGGCGAAUGGUUGGCCAUUACUGGCUUCGGAGCUCUCAUCUUGCUCCUACGCCGUUUCUCCGCUUGCAGAUUGAUAAGACGCUAGACGCCAUCUGCAAAUUCGCCGAUGAUGUUGUCGGCGGUAAGAUUAAGCCUCCAUCAUCUCCAGCGGGCCGCUUUACCCAAAUACUUUCUGUGGGGAUUGGAGGUUCAGCUCUGGGACCACAGUUUGUUGCAGAGGCUUUGGCUCCAGAUAAUCCUCCUCUUAAGAUACGAUUCAUUGAUAACACAGAUCCGGGUGGAAUUGAUCACCAAAUUGCACAGCUUGGAUCUGAAUUGGCUUCAACACUUGUUAUAGUGAUUUCCAAGAGUGGAGGUACCCCUGAAACUCGAAAUGGUCUGUUGGAAGUACAGAAGGCAUUUCGUGAGGCUGGCCUUGAUUUCUCAAAACAGGGUGUUGCUAUUACACAAGAAAAUUCUUUGUUAGAUAAUACAGCAAGGAUUGAAGGUUGGUUAGCAAGAUUUCCAAUGUUUGAUUGGGUGGGAGGUAGAACAUCUGAAAUGUCUGCAGUUGGUUUACUUCCUGCAGCACUCCAGGGAAUAGAUAUUAAAGAAAUGCUUGCAGGCGCAUCCUUAAUGGAUGAAGCAAAUAGGACCACCGUGGUAAAGAAUAAUCCUGCAGCUUUGCUGGCUUUAUGUUGGUAUUGGGCUUCUGAUGGAGUGGGAUCAAAGGAUAUGGUUGUACUUCCUUACAAGGACAGUCUCUUACUUUUUAGUAGGUAUUUGCAGCAGUUGGUUAUGGAGUCACUUGGGAAGGAGUUUGACCUUGAUGGCAAUCGGGUGAACCAAGGACUUACUGUCUAUGGGAAUAAAGGGAGCACAGAUCAGCAUGCCUACAUUCAACAACUGAGAGAGGGGGUGCACAAUUUCUUUGUUACUUUCAUUGAAGUAUUACGUGAUAGACCCCCUGGUCAUGAUUGGGAGCUUGAACCAGGUGUUACAUGUGGUGACUAUUUGUUUGGAAUGCUACAGGGAACAAGGUCAGCCCUUUAUGCCAAUAACCGAGAAUCCAUUACAGUCACUGUGCAAGAAGUGACUCCUAGAUCUGUGGGGGCUUUAAUAGCACUUUAUGAACGAGCUGUUGGGAUCUAUGCUUCACUGAUUAACAUCAAUGCUUAUCAUCAACCUGGUGUAGAAGCUGGGAAAAAGGCAGCAGGGGAAGUACUAGCUCUACAGAAGAGGGUUUUGACUGUACUAAAUGAAGCUAGUUGCAAGGAGCCUGUUGAACCUUUGACGCCAGAAGAGAUAGCGGACCGUUGCCAUGUUCCUGAAGAUAUUGAAAUGAUAUACAAGAUUGUUGCACAUAUGGCAGCUAAUGACAGAGCAAUUAUUGCUGAAGGCAGCUGUGGUUCACCUAGGAGCAUUAAAAUUUACCUUGGGGAGUGUAAUGUUGAUGAGCUGUAAGCCUGAGCUGUACAAGGAAUUUUUUUUUUCAGUUGUAGGAAGGGUUCCAAUCAAUGGUCUCUGGCAAUGAAAUAAAAAUAACCCAUCCGUAUGAAACAAGGAAAAUUUCAGUUGGAAUCUGCCAAUGUUUCUAACCAACUGCACCAUUCAGAGAGAGAAGGCUAAGUUUUGAGUAUUUUUUGGUGUAAAUUAUACAUCUUUCAGUCUGAUAUCUCAUUGGCUUGAAUUCUGUAAUCUGAUCUCAAUAAAUUGGUUACAUUCACACAACUCUUGUUUACUUUAGUACCUGUGUGAAUCUUGUUACUUUCUGGUCCUCUCAUUGUUCUAUCAUUCUCAUCUCUUUGGCGCUUUA
Molecule: messenger RNA, 2520 nt
Organism: Nelumbo nucifera (sacred lotus)
Lineage: Eukaryota; Viridiplantae; Streptophyta; Magnoliopsida; Proteales; Nelumbonaceae
Product: glucose-6-phosphate isomerase 1, chloroplastic-like
Biological process (GO): gluconeogenesis; glycolytic process; glucose 6-phosphate metabolic process
Cellular component (GO): cytosol
Molecular function (GO): monosaccharide binding; glucose-6-phosphate isomerase activity; carbohydrate derivative binding
Source: RefSeq, a predicted model, not a curated record